ACUCUCAGACAUUUCUGCAGCCUCAAUACUUUCUUCAUAGACUUGUAUGUCCUUAUCGAACUAACUCAAGUGGCUCAUUGAUCGAAUUUAUCGUUUCGAGGAUGCGUGUUUUCGAUGUGGCAGCUCGAAUGGCUGUAGCUGGACUGACAUCAGCACUAAGGGCGCACGAGGGCACUGGUAGAACAUUUCUCCCGUGUAUGCUCGCCGAUCUGACUAGCGUCGACCAUCUCUCAUAUUGCGGGCAAGCAACAGGAUCUCGAAUGCAUGGACGCUGUUUAUGUGUUUUGAGACCUCGCCCGCUCGAAGGGUUGGCGACCCAUAAAAACAUCUCAAACGUAGAGUUCGAUGCUUUCAUCGUGCAAGUAUCACGCUUUUGGAAGUCCAUGGCCGAUCGGGACUUUAGACCAAACCCUGGAGCUCUUGAACUCGUAAAGAGUAGAGGACAUCUUGGCAGUGUGCAUGGCAGGUUGUGAAUUGCAGACGUUUCAAGAGGUUCGGUUCUUUACUCCGGCUUGA
Molecule: messenger RNA, 516 nt
Organism: Mollisia scopiformis
Lineage: Eukaryota; Fungi; Ascomycota; Leotiomycetes; Helotiales; Mollisiaceae
Exons: 1
Coding region: 102-473 (123 amino acids)
Source: RefSeq, a predicted model, not a curated record